CAGCGGUUCAAUUGCACGCCCGCAAAUCGAAGAUUGGUUAAGUUUCGCGUGAAUCGCACCUGCAUUCGCUGUGCGGGCACCGUCAUCUGUGAUGCGGUAAAAUCUUCCGACGGUUUUUUUGUCCGUAGUUCUUCCUUUCCGAACCGAGGGAAUGGCGGGCGGCGCAAGUCACUUUACGGUUCGGUAGUGUUGGAGCUUGAGCAGAGGGGAGCUCAGUGGUGUCACUCUUCGGGGCGGCAGCAGACAUGUCGAGCGGCGGCGUCUUUUCCGACGGCGACGGAGUCGACUUUCAUCCGCCGUUCCUCGGCGUCUUGAUCGCAUGCGGCGUGUUAUCAGUCUUCUCCCUGCUGUACUUCAACCGAGUGUUCGCGUCUCUAGUUUCCUGGGGAAUCAGAACCUACACAUGGCACCAGUACGGGGUGUACAUCGACAUCAAGGCUCUCCAGAUCUCCUUGCUCGCGGGCCGAAUAUUCUUCACGGGGCUCCAAUACCACGGGAAUAACGAGACGAUUCUGGUACAGAAUGGACACGUCACCUGGGCGUACUGGCUACGCAGGGUUCGGGAGGUGAAUAUCGGAAAUGGAAAAGGCGUUGAUGGGGACACCGAUGCUGCCACCAAGCAACUCGCUGCUAAGCUUCCGUGUCGGGUCAAAGUGUCCCUCAAGGGCCUGGAAUGGUUUAUAUACAACCGAAGCCCCGCGUACGACUCAAUUCUUUCCGCACUUACGGACCCUGAAAAAGCAUCCCGUGAGACAGAUCCCGGGCGAGUCGAUGCGGGCGCGGGGGAAACAACACCAGGUUCUCACCAAGCCCAGCUGCGACGGAGGCGGUCAAGUCGACAGCAUGCACCAACCAGGAGCUCUUCGCCCGGUCGCUUCUCUCAGAAGACAGCGAAGGCAGGUGUCGCGCCGGGGGACAAUGUUAUCAAUGCCGUUUCGGAGAAUCUCGCCCCUGGCACCGGCGAUUCCAGCUCUGAACAUGCUCUGGAUGGAAACGGCGGGCCUGAAAACACUACUGACGACCUUCCAUUGUUCCUCCAGCUCCUCCCGGUUUACGUGUCCUGCGAAAAAGCUGCACUUGUGAUGGGUAACGAGAACACCAAAGCCAUCUUGAUCGUUAAGACAACCUCCUUGUCUUGCGAGAUCGAUGUCUCCGAAACUGAGACACCCGAUCCUUACCGCCAGUACUUCCGGUUCAAGUUCAAGAACCCGGUAGUUGAGAUGAAGGACAACAUGGAUUUCAAGGAAGAGCAGUCCGAGAGAGCAAUCCGAGACAAGGAAGCCGCCCGAGAGUCGCUAUCUCGCCCCAGACGGUCCUUUUUCCAUUCGCAGAGACGCCGGCUGACUGAAAGCCUGAGAACCAUCGUUCCGUUUUGGAUUAAAUCUGCCGAGUCUCUUGCGCCCUCCAGUAGGAACAUUGGGACUGCUGCCAGCCACGUACCUGGGACGGGCCAAUGGCAAGGACUGUCGCGGUAUCUUUCUGACGAUGACGCCGAGGACCAGAAAUCGCGAUGGGCCUCCUCGGAGUAUGCUGCUGUCCAAACGCUCUUGGACAGUCCCGAGGCGUCUCUAACCAUCUUCUGGGAUGUGCCCGGUAAAGUCGAGCCAGUGCCCGGGUUGCGGCAGGAGAAGGCUUUGGGACAAGGAGCCGUUAUCAACGGUGCCGACCCCCCUGCUUGGGCCGUCAGCCUGUCCAUACACGGAGGCUCCAUCAACUACGGCCCCUGGGCCGACAGACACCGAGCAGACCUUCAGCGCAUAUUCGUCCCGAGCCUCUGCAAGGAUGCGGUACCAGCCCAGCCCCUACCGCAAGGCGCAUACCGGGUGCCUACUCAAUUCAAAUUCUACGUCGAGGUAACAGAUGCCACCACCAUUCGCAUUCCGGUGAGGGAGGCUUCGAAGAACUGGAAAUGGAAGGGCAAGGAGCCCUCUCCGCCGAAGCCGCGGAGCCAUGACACGCGCAAGACUCGUCGAUCCAAGAAAUCGGACCAGCCCGCUGAUCUACACCAACGGCCCUAUGGCUGGCUUGACCUCAAGAUUCCUGCGAACGCGACUGUAUCUUACUCGAUGGACAUGGCCGCUGGCGCUUCGGGUUACACCAACACGCUCGACGUAGAUCUGCCAAGUGCCGAGGUCACCACCAGCAUCAACCAUGAGCUCUUCUUGAGGUCCCGACGGCAGAGAAUUUCUUGCGAUCUCUCCACGCCACUGGGCUGGAACGCUCUCCGUCAAUGGCGCUUCAAUAUCCACAGCGAUGAACUGGAGCUCUAUAUUCUACGAGAUCACGUCUUCCUGCUGGUUGACAUGGUCGACGACUGGACAAGUGGGCCUCCAACGGACUACUUGGUCUUCACGCCUUUCAAAUACUACCUCAAUCUCCAGCUUCAGGACGUUCGGAUCUUCCUGAACCUCAACGACGCAAACAUCAUUAACAACCCGACGGACCCGGAGGAUAACACUUACCUGGUCAUUUCAAGCCCACUGCUGAAGUCAGAGACGUGCAUCCCAAUCGACUAUUACAGACCCAGCGAGAAUGCCAUUCCUUUCAAUAUAUGUGCCGAUGCUCCAGUGAUAGACCUUCACCUGCCUCCUUGGAACACACAGGCGUUGUUUCUGGCGUCAAAGGAGGUUGGGCGAUUGGAAAACUUGGUCGUUGAAGGUGCUUACCAUUAUCACGCGACCACGUCACCCACCAACACGGACACGCUGGUCCUGAACAUCAGUGGACAGUCGCCAACGGCGACCCUUCAUGGCUUCACCAUCCGUUACUUUCUCAUGGUCAAGGACAACUAUUUUGGGGAUAAUAUGCACUUCAAGACACUGGAAGAAUACCAGGACAUGCUCCGAUUGAAGGAGAGCGACCCGGAUGCCGAGCUUGCCAACAAGCCGCCGCCUAAGAAAUCGAAUGACUUGGAUGUCAUACUUAGCAUCAGAGCCGACGAUCCAAGAGUCCUGCUACCUGCUAACCUUUAUUCCUCCGAGCGGCACAUCCAGAUCGAUACAGCGAGUCUCUGCCUGGAUCUUCGCUUCACCAACUACUACAUGGAUAUGGACCUAGUAGUUGCUCCACUGAAUCUCUCGCUGGGCAAUACCGAGUCCGGGGCGGAAACUCCCAUGAGCGCAACGUCGAGCACACAGAUGUUCAUAGACGGUCUCAAUGUUUAUGGCCAUCGCCUCUUUGGCCUCCCUCCUGCCGAACCAACAUACAUGUGUAACUGGGAUCUGUCGCUGGGUGCAGUCACUGGCGAAUGUACCACGGAAUUCCUCACAACCCUCGCCAGCGCAGGCACGGCCUUUGCAUUCACGUUUGACGACGAUGAAAAUGCCCUCAUACCGUUCUCUUCGGUCAUUGUUCACGACGUUACCUUCCUCCGAGUCCUCGUGGACUCGGUCCGCAUCUGGCUGCAUGUCGAAGACGCCGCGUUUCUCUUCUCGACAGGCACAAUCGAUGUCAACUACAACGACUGGGCUCGGUCACAUUACUCUAGAAGAGCCGACAUCAGCAUCCCAGACAUCAAGCUGUCUUGCCUCAACGCAGAUUUGGCCACCAGGCACAAGACCCGCUCGCAACACGCAGUGGAUGCCGACGCCCUAAUAAGGACCAGCGUGCGGCUGGCGAUCAUUGGGCGCAAAGCAGACUUCUCUCGGGAACGAAAGACCCAGCAAGAGCUCGUUCGCAAGCAUGACCAGCGGACGCACAGAACUCCUUUUCUGAUCCUUCCAGCCGUUGCGGAAGACGAGCCGACUCUUGACUCGGUCGACCCUCCUGCCCAAAGCGUUCCCCCGGUUCCCAUGCCGAUUCGUCCGCAGGAUCUCGAGGAUGACGGAACAUCGCUGCACUCAAGGACAAGCUCUAGGCGGUCACAAGUGUUGCGCCGCAAAGCUUCCUUCUUGUCUCUUGCUAGUUCGGCAACGGGAAGCAUAUUGAAGCCCUUCAAACCGGAACAAUCAAACGGGAAAGAGCAGUUUCCUGCAAAUUUCAGUCAACACCGUCCUCCCAGUGCCCAAUUCAACGGAAAAUGCAACACGCCGAUGCAUGGCCGAGAGCUCUCACCAUCUACCCGUCACUCUGCCUUCUACAGCAUGACCGGGGACCAGACCGAGCAGCAUGAUGCCACUCACAAUACCGUUGCUUUCUCAAGCCAAUAUUUCGCACCCUACUUUCCGCUUGAGAAUAUCAAGCCAAGCCACGGAGAAGCUAUGGUCCGGAGCAUCGAACAAGGUGACGACGACGAGUCAACUGGCCACGGCUCUGUCAGCUUCGAUCUCGAUGAUGUAGACCCGAAUCUGUUUGAUGAGGAGUGCGCUUACUCAAGCGUUCUGCUCGAAUUGCCUACGGGCCUGGAGGCGUUUUGCAACCCUACGUCCCUGCGGUGUGUGGCAAGCUUGCUCUCGUCCUUGCAGCAAACCGACCCGGACUGCGUCUUGGACUCGCUGCAGAUCGACUCGAUGAGACGGGUAUUCGGUGCGCAGAAGGAUCAGAGAAUGAAGGGGCGUGUCAACGAUUUGCUGGUCAAAUUCCCGCACCUCAACCUCCGACUUGUCAACUCUCCAGAGGCAGACUCCUUGAACCAGGCGACGGACGAGCAGGACCAAUACGACGUCUCCCUUGCCAAUCUCUCCUUCAUGUCCCGGUCCCAGAGCACGUGGGAGGAUGCUUUUGACCCGCAAACAAGAACAAUUCAGAACUCGUUUCACUUGAGACUGGACUUGCUGGAGGUCUCAGCAGCCGAGAGACUCCGGGGAAUGGACAGCUCCCAAGCCGCUGCCCUCGUCCGAGUUGACAGCAUCCUAGUUUCGAUGGGAAACAAAGAUGUCACAUAUCUCGAUGCCGAAGUUGGCGGCAUCCAUGGAAGCACAUCAUCAGGGAAGAUUGACUAUCUGGUAUCGCUGGUUCAUCGCACGGGCAUCCUAGCGUCAGAUCUUGGCGAACUCUUCUCUGGAGUGUCGUCUCGGGAGAAGCUGGUGGUACAGAGUCUAGUACAUCAUCUCAUCGCCGAGGGGCAAGCAGCCCCGGAUGCCUCGUUCUUUAUACGUCCUUCCGCCAUUCUUCGCUCUGCGCGUCAACAUUUGCGGACAUUUGACUCAUGGAAGCUGGCCAUGCGUCUCCGGCAGAUGUGGACGACCCUGGGACCGGUCGAGAAAGAGAAGAUCAGACUCAAUGCUCUGGCUCCGUGUUCGGCAUCGACAGCCGAGCUGAGGCGAGAAGCUAUUGCGGCUUUCGAAAGAUGGAGGAGUUGGGACCUGAGCAAUGUCGGCGAGAGCAUGCUUUUUGACGUGAUAUUUGGGCGACCAGUCGAGUCCAGAGCGCCUUCCCAAGACAAACCGACUCUCGCGGUCGCAAAGGUUAGACAGUUUCAGCUCGCGCUCAAUCCCGGACCGAAGCAAAACGAGAUUACCUUGGCGGACAUCAUGGCAAGAUUCCAGGGUAAGCCGGCCUCCCCAGUCCAGCAGAAAGACAGCACGGGCGACACGGCAGGGUCUUCCAAGGGGUCUUCCAAAACUCUUAACGUCUCGUGUGAGGAUGCCUCCAUAACUCUGAACUGGGAGCUGUGCGAGCUUGCGGAUAAUCUGCUGAAGCUAGCCGAAAGCAUGCGAUCUCGAACUCCUAGUCAAUCUCAGAUUAACAAACGGCAGCCCGGAGUUUCGACCAUGCCGAAGCAGAUCCCCGAAGAUUCGAUACAUUGUGUCGUAUCCCUUGGCCAUGGCUCGCUGCUUCUAGAGGCUGUCAACCUAUACUCUUCCUCUUUCUGCAACGGAGCUCGGGUGUCCGUACUCAUCGGAAGGCGUGCUGAUAACACCGUAAACACAAACCUGGUUCUCAACUGCGACUCGGUCACUUCAAGCCUCCGGAGCCAUCGUCAGAAGUUGGGAAAACUGGUGAUGGACAAACCCAGUGUCUUCGUGUCACACGAACUGCGGGCUCUCGCCACAACCGACAGUCACACCAUCAAGGCGGCGGCUAGUAACCAAUAUCUAAGUCUAGUGGUGAAACAAGACCCUGCCACUUUGGCAGAGGUCUGUGACCUGCUUGUGCGCGACGAAUUCGUGCAGCUGUACAAGCUGAAGAAUCAGCUCCCCUCUUCGCCCCAGCCUGCUUCACCCUCAAGGAAACUCUCGGAUCGGUUGUCUGCGUUCAGAGUCAACGUGGCACUGUUUGUGGACAGGUAUACCAUCAGCCUCCCCCUCGUGCCCUCCCUAACGUACUCGGUCCACGGGACAGUCUCCAGGGCAGCAAUGGCAGCGAACUUUGGUCAAGAGGUCAUCUUUGAUUUUGAUAUCAAGGAAAACUACCAUGAUAUGCAAGUCAAGGUCAACAACACCUCUCGGAGCAUCUCCGUUCUCCACAUUCCGCCAACAAAUGGACAAAUCCGGAGCCACAUAGGACCGGGAGAGCACUCGGUGAACGUGUUCGCAUCUGUAGAACUGGUGCAACUGGACGCGUCCGCCGUAUAUAGCUUACUGUCAGCCCUGAACCGUCCCGAAAUCUCCAACCUUGUUGACGAGCUGCAGCAGCAAGUUAAAGUCAUCCAGGAGCACCUGAGUGAGGUUAGCGGGGAAGCGGCACAGACAGUGGCCGCGCCCACGGAGAAUCAACCAAUACCACUAGCCUAUGCCGUCAACCUCACACUCGCCGGCCUCGAGGUAUUCGGACACAGCCCGCUUAAGUCUGAGGCUGAGCCCUUGGCCCACAUCUCGUUUGCGUUCGGCAGCGUGCAUCUUGGACUCUCAAACCGGCUGGAACAAGAUGGGCCGGUUUUGACUUACCCGGAAUUCAGCGUGAGCUUGCGCCGUAUUGCCUCUGAGAUCAAGAAAGGCAGCACCGAAGCCAUGAAAUCGUGCGGUAGUGUCGGUUUUAGCGCUCUGAUCUCGGCUUCGUCUCGGCCCGGUGAGGACGGCAAGGAUAAGAGGUUCUUCCACGUCAGGAGCGACGCGUUCGAAGUCAACCUGUCUCCCGACACCAUCUCAACCGUCGUCGAUGUCCUGGGCUACAUGGGCGAUAAGAUCAAGGACCUGGACACAUCUCGUGAGCUCGGGUAUCUGCGAAAACUUAGACAGUCAAAGCCACGCAUCACUAUCAGCGACGAAGAUGCAGCAACAGAGGGGACCGAUUUUAUCGACACCUUCCUUUCUUCUACCACGUACAGUUUUGAAAUUUGCGACUUCCAACUGGCUUGGCUGGUCAACAGGGCGGACGAGGAGGUGUCUGGGGGCAAGGAGGACCUCGUCCUCUCCCUCCAGAAGAUCGAGCUCAGCACCCGGAGCAAGAACUCGGCGAGACUGAUUAUUCAGGACCUGCUGGUCCAGAUGCUGAGCCGGCCGUCUCGUGACAGGAAUUCCCGCUCUCCAAACUCUGCGCUCUUGCCGGAAGUCAUCUUCAACGUCGCCUAUGUGUCUACGGCUGACGCCCGUCGCUUAGCGUUCCAGGCAAUUGGGAAACCGCUUGACGUCCGGGUGACCCCAGGGUUCAUCAUCCCCGCGGCACACUUGAACGACUCGAUCAGCUUGUCGUUCAAGAAUAUCCAACGGGCGUCUCAAAACUGGAACCCGGCCGCGGCGAGCUCGGAACAGGUAGCGGCGAAGCAGCCGCAAAAGGGGCCGCGGAAGAACAUUCUCGGCGGAAAGAGGCUGGAAUCUCUGCUGAUUGAUGCAGACUUUGCGGGAGCCGUGGUACGUCUGACAGGCAAGAAGGACCCUGCCGAUUUGAUCUCGGUCACCAAGUCGGCUCGGCCGAGCGGUUCUGGGAAGCAGGGAAAGCUGGGGCCGGACGAAGCAGUGAGCAGCACAACGUUGAGAUCGCCCGGCUUGGCGUGGAAGCUGGAGUUUACGGACAACGGCAAGGAUGACCCGUCACUCCACGCCGAAGUCAAGGUCGAUGCCUCCAGCAACAUCCUGGAUCCGUCAGUGGUGCCACUGGUCGUGGACAUCAGCAACAGCAUCAAGAAGGUGGUGAGCGGCCGCGAUGGCACGAGCAAACCGAUUGCGCAGGCGCGAGAUGCUGCCGCCAAAGUCAAGUUGCCCGAGGAGGACCGCAUCCUCACUGCCGACCCCGCGGCCGUCCUUGGCCGAAUGAAGCUCAACCUGGGCUUGCGCAUCUGCAAGCAGGAGUUUUCGCUGAGCUGCCAGCCUAUCGCGAGGGUGGCGGCCACGGCCGGUUUCGAGAGCGUCUACUUCACUGCCAACACGGUCCGCUCGAUGGAACAAGGAAACUUCUUUACCAUCUCGGGCACGUUUACGAAGCUGCAGGCAUCGGUGCAGCACGUAUAUUCCAGGGAAUCGACUGGCAGCUUCAACGUGGACUCGAUCGUCCUCUCCUUCAUGAACAGCAAGCACCUCGGCGGCACCAGCGGUGUGUCGGCGAUCCUCAAAGUCAGCCCUAUGGAGGUCUCGGUCAACGCGAAGCAGCUCCAGGAUUUCCUGCUCUUCCGCGAGAUCUGGCUGCCGCGCAAGGUUGCAGAUCCGUCUGCUGGACCGGUGGCGAAGCUUGUCACGGAAACAUCGCAGGGGCACCUGGUGCAGCGCUACCAGCAGGUCGCCGCGACUGCCGCCUUCCCCUGGACCGCCAGCAUCUCGAUCUCGGCGCUCAAGAUCGUGGUUGAACUCGGUCAGGCGUUGGGGAAGUCGACCUUUUCCAUCAACGACUUCUGGGUCUCUUCCAAGAAAACGUCAGACUGGGAGCAGAACCUCUGUCUGGGAUUUAGCAUGAUCGGCAUCGAGAGCACCGGCAGGAUGAGCGGGUUCACCGCGCUCGAAAACUUCAAGCUGCGCACGGCGAUCGAGUGGCCGGAGCGGCAGCAGGCACUCAACGAGACCCCGUUGAUCCAAGCGUCGGUUGGAUUCAGCCAGUUCAGAGUGAAAGCCGCGUUUGAUUACCAGGCUUUCCUCAUCGCAGACGUCAGGUCGCUCGAGUUCCUCAUGUAUAAUGUCCGCCGGAGCCGAGACGGGAGCGGUGACCGGCUGGUGGCCAACCUUGACGGCGAGGCCGUCCAGGUAUUUGCCACGACUACCUCGGCCGCCCAAGGUAUUGCUCUGUACCAAGCCUUCCAGCGGCUGGUGCAGGAGCGCAAGGCGAAUUUCGAAAUCUCGCUCAAAGAGAUCGAAAGGUACAUGCAGCGAAAGUCGGUGUCCCCUCCCCCGGGCGUGAUGCAGCGCCUCAGCAUCCCCAAAUCCACGAACGACGACGGGAUGCUCAAGUCCCCCAUCUCGCUCGACACGGACGUCGUCGUCACUCUCAAGGCCCUCAACCUCGGCGUCUUCCCGAGCACCUUCUCAGACCAUCAAGUCUUCAAGAUGGAGGCGCUCAACGCGCAAGCCCGCUUCGCCGCGUCGGUCCAAGACGACGGCCAAAUCCACAGCAUCCUCGGCCUCACCCUCGGCCAGCUGCGCAUAGGGCUCGCAGGGGUCAGAGCGGGAAGCAGCGUGCCCAGGACGGCCAACGAGCUGUCGGUCGAGGACGUGGUGCAGAGCGCGACGGGGUCCCGAGGCGGCACGAUCCUCAAGGUGCCCAAGGUCGAGGCCGUCAUGCAAACGUGGCAGCGGCCCGACUCGAAGCGCAUCGCCUACAUCUUCAAGAGCGCGUUCGAGGGCAAGGUCGAGGUCGGCUGGAACUACAGCCGCAUCAGCUACAUCCGCGGGAUGUGGGCCAACCACUCCAAGACGCUGGCACAGGCGUGGGGCAGGGAGCUGCCCAACGUCUCGGCCAUCAGGCUGACGGGGGUGUUGCCCACCGAGUCCGGUGGUGCCGCCUCCUCGGCCACGACAGCAGCAGCAGCAACAACAACAACAGCCAGGUCCCCCGGUCCGGAAGAAGGGCAAGAACAAAAGCAGCCGCAGCAGCAGCAGCAGGGGGAACGGGCAGCCACCACCACCACCACCACCAGCAAUAAGAUCACAGCCGAGGUCAAGGUGCCGCAGUCCAAGUACGAGUACGUCGCGCUGGAGCCGCCCAUAAUCGAGACGCCGCAGCUGCGUGACAUGGGCGAGGCGACGCCGCCGCUCGAGUGGAUCGGCCUGAACCGCGACCGGCUGCCGAACCUGACACACCAGAUUGUCAUCGUGGCGCUGCUGGAGCUGGCGGGCGAGGUGGACGAUGCGUAUAGGAGGAUCUUGGGGAGCAGCUGAGGUUUCUGGUCCUUCUUUUCUUUUCUUUUUCUUCUUUUUCUUCCCUCCUCUGAUAUUUUGUAUUCUCCCUGCCCCUCAGCAUCCUAAGUUUGGUCUUUGGGAUCUUGCGUCGCGUUGCAUCGUGGUUAUCAACUGCAUAGUCUGGGUCUGGUGAUAGAAGCAUAGGGAUAGAAAGUAAGGGAGUUCGGGAAUAGCCAAAAAAAAAAAAUAAAAA
Thermothelomyces thermophilus ATCC 42464 is the source of this 10335-nucleotide messenger RNA. RefSeq lists its product as uncharacterized. Gene Ontology annotation, cellular component: membrane. The transcript is spliced from 3 exons. Gene Ontology annotation, biological process: fermentation. The record is from RefSeq and is a predicted model, not a curated record. Lineage: Eukaryota; Fungi; Ascomycota; Sordariomycetes; Sordariales; Chaetomiaceae. Bases 246 to 10121 code for a protein of 3291 amino acids.